This is a messenger RNA of Symbiodinium sp. CCMP2456, 306 nucleotides long. The record is from the annotation of a GenBank genome assembly. NCBI's taxonomy places the organism in Eukaryota, Dinophyceae, Suessiales, Symbiodiniaceae.
AUGGAGGUCACACAGUACAGAGAGUUGAAAGGCUGCGGACCAAUCUGUGUGCGAGGACGGCCAGUUCGGUUCUUUAACACAGUCCGCGAGUAUGUUGACCAAGCAUUGGUGCAAAGAGACCUCCCUCUCUGCAAGAAGGUUUCUCUGCCGCCAACAGACAACACCCAGUUUCUGUGCACCAAAAAGGCGUUGCUGGAGCUGUUGGGCUGGGCCUGGACUCGUGCACAGCUGCAGCAGUUCGAGGCUAAAGUAGCUGCUCAAGCACGGUGUGCAUCUUUCCUCAAACUCAAGGGUGGUUCGUGGUGA